UAGAAGCAGCAGUAGCAGCAGUAGAAACGGGAGUGCGAGCGCCACGCGUGUCUGAGCAGCAGCAUUGGCGCAUGCGCCCACACACGCAGAUGCCAUAUUGGAACAGAGGAGGAGGGGUGGCGCUCGUCCGGCUACCGCCACCGCCGCUGCUGCUGCCGGGGGGACCCCGUGGCGGUAGAGGUUCAAUUGGGUGUCGGCUGGAAGACGCUUCCCUCGCCUGCUCCGAAGGCCUGCGCCCGGGCAGAAGUGAUGCCUUCUGCCUAGGGAGCCGAGAAGCGCGUGCGAUGGAGAGCGAGGCGGACACAGCAGCAAGAGAAGCGUCGCACGGCCAUCCUGAGGCUCAGACUGCUGCGUGGGCCCCGGCCCAUGCCAGCGAGUCAGGCGUGUGCUGCAGUGAGGAGGGCGAGGAGGAGGAGGCUUGGUUCGGCUGGGAGGAGUACCUCGACGAGAUAGGAGCCGUCGCUGCGCCACACACAAGCUUCUUGCACGUGGAGCGGAGCCUACAGAGCAGUCUCAGCGCCGGCAUGCUUCUGGAGGUGGCGAACGGUGGCGCGCCGCCCGCCACGUUCUGGCCAGCGGAGGUGGUGAUGACUUGCGGCCCGCUGCUGCUGCUGCGCCCCAUCGGGCACGGGGGCGACCGCAGCGCCGACUUCUGGCGCGACAUCCUGACGGCCGAGCUGCACCCCGUGGGGUGGUGCGCCCGGCACCAGCGCAGCCUGGUGCCGCCGUGCGCGAUCAGAGAGAAGCACCCUCGCUGGGAGGCGCUGCUCGCCGAGGGCCUCGUGGACGCCCGCACCGCUCCGCCCAGCCUCCUGGAAGGGCCCAACCGCGGGCGUCCGCCGGUGGAGCUGAUCGUGCCGGGCGAGCGGCUGGAGGUGCGGGAGGCCACGGGGCGCGAGUUGCGGGCGUGGCCGGCGGCCGUGGUGCGCAACGUGGGCGGCCGCCUUCGGCUGCGGCCAUGCGGGCUGGGCCCCGAGGAGGCGGCGCUCGACGCGUGGCUCUUCUACCUCCACCCGCGCCUCCACCCGCUGGGCUGGGCCCGCGGGAACCGCUGCGCCGUGGAGCCCCCGGCCGCCGUCGCUUCUCUCCGCACGGCGGAGCAGUGGGAGGCGGCGCGUCAGGAGGCUUACGGCCCGGACGCGCGGGAAGCAGUACCCCCGGAGAUCUUCAAGGAGGUGGCGGAGUCACGAAGCCAUCGCUUCAGCCAGGGCAUGAAGCUGGAGGCCGUGCACCCAACGCUGCCCUUCAGCAUCGCCCCGGCCACAGUCACCAAGGUGCUAAGCGAGUGGUUUUUCGUGGUGGAGAUGGACGCGGCGGGUGGGGAGGUGGCGCCACUUGCCCCCCUCGUGUGUUCCCUCGACGGCCCCACCGCUCUGCCGGCGCAGUGGAGCCUCAAGAACGGGGUGCCCUGCACACCGCCCCCCGGCUACGAGGGACAGGAUUUCGACUGGGCCGAGUACUUGAAGAGCUCGGGAGCGGAGGCGGCGCCUGGCUCCUGUUUCCCGAUGGACGAGCCGCAGCACGGGUUCAUCCAGGGGAUGCGCUUGGAGGUGGUGAACCCGCUGCUUCCCAGCGAGCUGUGCGUGGCCACCGUCACGCACCUCCGCCACCACCUCAUGUGGCUGCGUCUGGAAGGCCUGCAGCAGCCGCAGCCCGACUGCAUAGUGGACGUGCGCUCCAUGGACAUCUUCCCCGUCGGGUGGAGCGAGUCCAACGGUUACCCGCUGCGGGCGCCCCGUCGCUCCCCACCUGUCGGCGGCGCCCGGAGGAAGAUCGCCGUUGUGCAGCCGAAGCAACAAGUGCCGGUGCCAUUUGCCGCGGGGGAGACGCGGGCGCGGAGGGAGCUGUCGCUGCAGCCAAGCGACACGGGACCCGGCAGUGGCAAGUACUGCUGCCCCAAGAUCUUCAUAAACCACCGCUGCUUCUCGGGGCCGUUCCUCAACAAGGGCCGCAUCGCCGAGCUCCCCCAGUCGGUGGGGCCGGGCAGCUGCGUCCUCGUCCUGCGGGAGGUCCUGUCGCUGCUCAUCAACUCCGCGUACAAGCCCAGCCGCGUCCUCCACGAGCUACAGCUAAAGGGGCAGCCGCAGUGGGGAGGUCAAGAGGAGACGAUUAAAGCCAAGUACAGCGGGAAGCGUUACCGCGCCAAGGUGGAGCUGGUGCGCAUGGCGGAGCAGGUGGCAGACUUCUGUCGCAGCACCUGCGUCCGCCUGCAGUGCUGCCCCCUGCUGUUCGGCCCGGCCUCCACCACCAGCAGCUGCCCCGAGAGCUGUCACACCCGCACCAAGACCAAGUACACGUACCACCACGGCAGGAGGCGGUGUCGGCGCGUCGUGCCGAGGUUGGCGAGCGACGGCAACGACCGGGGCCCGAAGCUGGCGCCACGGAACGGCCUCAAGAGGACGGGCACCGCCUCCAGCGUGGACAGCUCCUGCGCCGGCUCCCCGCAGAACGGGACGCACGGGCUGGAGGGCGAGGAGUGCGACGAGGUGGAUGAAGAGGAGGAGGAUGAGGAGGAGUCCGGCAGCAGCAGCAGCGCCGCGUCGUCGUCGUGGGCGGGCGAGGAGCCGGCGUCCGCGGUCGCCACGGCCGCGGCGACCGCCGGCGUCCUCUCCUCCUCCUCCCCCUCGCUGGCGGCGGCGCGAGGAGCCGGAGCGACGCGCAAGCCGCCCCGGAGCGGCGCGGCGUCGCGGCCAGCGCCGCAGCUGCCGACGCUGCUGGUGCUGGAGCGGGCCAAGCGCAAGCGCAAGAUUCGCUCGUUCUCUUCGGAUGACGAGCAGAGUAAACCGCGGCGCAGCGGCGGCGCAAAGCGGCCCAAGCAGGAGAAGCCGGAACCGGCGGCCGAGUCAACGCGGCAGCCGGUGACGCCGCAGCAGCAGCAGCAGCAGCCGUCGUCGGCGACGGCGCCGACGCCGGCGCAGCAGGAGUUUGCGCUGGAGAGCAACCCGCUGGGGUGGAGCGUGGCGGACGUGGUGCGGUACAUCAAGAACACCGACUGCUCCCCCAUGGCACGGCUCUUCCUGGAACAGGAGAUCGACGGGCAGGCACUGCUGCUGCUCACGCUGGCAACGGUGCAGGAGUGCAUGGACAUCAAGUUGGGCCCCGCCGUCAAGUUGUGCCACCACGUUGAGCGGCUCAAGGCCGCCUUCUACCGCCAGUUCGCACGCUGACGAGCUUGCUGACGAGGCGGGAGACGAGACGGCUGGCGAGGCGGAUGACGAGGCGGGUGACGAGUCGGCUGACGAGGUGGCUGGCGAGGUGGCUCAGGGGGCUUGGUUUACAAUGGCCGUGUCGGGAGGUACCCAGCCGCCGAGCCGGCAUGAAGGGAUGCGUGGGUUUGGCAAUCGCCGUCGUUUCCUCCGCUGCGGACGCUCGCACGACAGGGUCACGCGUGUGUGAUCCAUGUUCGUUUUUGGGUUCGGCCCCACGUAGUUUGUUUUAGUUAAAUUCCAAAAUUCUCGUCGUUGGCCCUCCACCACCCGACGUGGUUGCCACGUUUACGCAGAUGUUCAGUUGCACGCGUUGCUAGUGUACCAAUCAUAUUCUGACCGAUGGGGAUCGUUAGGUGGCUCUCGAGGCCUUUUCUGGACAGCAUUCAACACGAACGACGUACGACGACGCUCGGCUAAACAACAACAACAACGCCUGUGUGAACGUGCCGCUCUCGUUGGGCGGUGGAGGCUCAUGUCGAUAAUCUUGGCAUGAAGGCAAACCGCCGUGCGGUUCGACCCAAAAAACAAACGCCGGACGCGUUGUGCUGACCACCAGGGCCUCUAGCGCGUUAACUCUCGCCGGGUUGAUUCUCUCAUCGGUAUCGCGGGUCUUGCCAUGCGGGACGGUUGAUCUGAACCCGCCACUCGGACGUGGUCCUGGUGAGCUCCGCGUCUGGGGGAUUCGCCCGAACCGGUGGCGUCGCGAGUCGCCGACCAGCAACCCGCUCCACUCUUCACGAUUUCGUCAGCUGGGGGUGCUCCGCGUCCUUGCGGUACGUCUCAAACCCACGUGACCGUGACGUGCGGUACGGAUCCAGAUGGAGCAGCAGCACACUCGCGGCGUAGCGUGCGCGGCAGCUCUCGGUCUCGAUGCAGAGCCACCGGUUCGGAAGAACCACAUCGUGGUCACCGUUGUCUCUCCGGCUGCCAACUCGAUACACGUGGACAACUCGAUACACGUGGACAACUCGAUACACGUGGACAACUCGAUACACGUGGACAACUCGAUACACGUGGACAACUCGAUACACGUGGACAACCGACGCAGGGCACAGAGUGAAGCGAAGACGACCGUAGAGCGGUUUCGUCCUCCUUGUUCAGACUCGUCAGCACAGCAUGGCCAGCAGCAAUGUUCGCUGCUGCCACUUGCCCUGGGAACACUAGCAUGGAGAGAACUUGUACCCCUACACUCGCCCCGUUAGCUCUCUCUCCCCGUUAGCUCUCUCCCCGUUAGCUCUCUCCCAUUAGCACUCUCUCCAUUAGCUCUCUCUCCCGUUAGCACUCUCCCCGUUAGCUCUCUCCCCGUUAGC
This is a messenger RNA of Petromyzon marinus (sea lamprey), 4519 nucleotides long. RefSeq names its product scm-like with four MBT domains protein 2. Gene Ontology annotation, biological process: negative regulation of DNA-templated transcription. Gene Ontology annotation, molecular function: chromatin binding; histone binding. Gene Ontology annotation, cellular component: nucleus. NCBI's taxonomy places the organism in Eukaryota, Metazoa, Chordata, Hyperoartia, Petromyzontiformes, Petromyzontidae. The record is from RefSeq and is a predicted model, not a curated record.